Cherax quadricarinatus is the source of this 3567-nucleotide messenger RNA. RefSeq names its product alpha-(1,3)-fucosyltransferase C. Gene Ontology annotation, molecular function: fucosyltransferase activity. Gene Ontology annotation, cellular component: membrane. NCBI's taxonomy places the organism in Eukaryota, Metazoa, Arthropoda, Malacostraca, Decapoda, Parastacidae. The record is from RefSeq and is a predicted model, not a curated record.
UGUCAGGAAGUACUUUUUCAGUCUCAGUGUGGUCGGUAAAUGGAAUGAUCUUGGUGAGGAAGCGGUGGAGGCAGACUCCACACACAGUUUUAAGAGCAGGUACGAUAGGUCCCCCGAGGCUACGAUUGAAUCUGGAGUGGCAAGAGACGGGGCCAGGAGCUGAGACUCGACCCCUGCAACCACAUCUAUGUGAGUACGUACCAUAUAAGGGUGGUGGCAAUGGGAGAUAGAGGUGGUGGGGGAGGGGGAAGGGUGGUGAGAGGACGGGAAGGGGUGGUGAGGGGAGGGGAAGGGGUGGUGAGGGGAGGGGAAAUCCUGCUAUAAACAAACGCGUCGCCCUAGUGCUAUCGAACUGCAGUGACGUCACUGGCAUCGACCGUAUGACGUCACCGCAAUGUUAUUCUGCAAUGAGAGAGAGAGAGAGAGAGAGAGAGAGAGAGAGAGAGAGAGAGAGAGAGAGAGAGAGAGAGAGAGAGAGAGAGAGAGAGAGAGAGAGAGAGAACGAAUUUCUAAUUUGAUAAAAUGGUAAAAAAUUGGACAAAAUAAUACAUACUCAGGAUACAACUCAUUUCUCUAUUAUUCAUUUCCUUCACGAUACAGGUAACAGGCAGUGAAAAACAAUGUGCAUAAAUCAAUACAAGUUCCAUCUUGCUGAAGCAACUUCAAGUUGGUCGUGUGUUGAGGUUUCAAGUCUUGCUUGCCAGGAAUGAACUUAAGCGUACGUCACUUGACGGUUCAACACGGAUCAAAACAUCGACCCAGGACACUACCCCAUACUGGCUGGACGGUGGAAGAUGUGAGGUCAACACUGGUGACCCCAGUUUUAGUCUGGCUGGAUAGGAUAUGCGAGAGAAUAGGAGAAAAGUCAGCAAGCUCUGGAUAAACGAGGUGCAGUAAGGAUUUUGAAGGGACCUAAAAAUCCUGUGGAUAUCUGAUUGUUGUGUUAGUGUGGUGUAGUCCACGAAGCGGUAAAUCCGUGUGGGUCAUUCAGCCCACAAGGAGUGUAUCAAGGUUCAAUACUACUGGCGGCUCCCUCGGUCCCUGAAUAGUCAGUCUGUUGGUGAUGGCCAGAAUCAGGAAGCGCGUGUUGCUGUACUUGGGCCUGGCGUGUGUGUACCUAGCAUUGCCCCCCUGCUACCUCGCCGCCAGGAGCCUCUACACUGCCGUAGGAACCACCCUCGACGACUACUUCAGCAGACUCGACGACCACAUCAACUACGACUACUACGAGGACGUCCCCAGAGGCGUGGCGGUAGUCAACAAGAGAGAGUUCUCCGCAACGCUCCUACGCCUCCUUCGGCAGCUGGUGAGGCCAAGGCAAGAGGAGAACCCCAAGGUGGUUCUUUUUUGGACAUCAUGGUUCAGGAGGGCGUGGUGGGGGCGUCUGCGAGGGGGCGUGAACCUGGAAGGCUCCCACUGCCCCGAGACACGAUGCGAGUUCACCCACGAUCGUUCGAGGCUACCGGAGGCCGCCCUGGUCCUCUUCCAGUCUGAGGGCGUGCGAGCAGAGGACCUGCCUGAGGGAAGUCGUCCUUCAGACCAGAGGUGGGUGUGGGUGCACGUUGAGGCUCCACCAGCGUCCUCUAAAGCUUUCUCCAGGCUCCACCAUCCUCAUAAAAGACUGGUGCUGGACCAUUCUGGUGAGCUGAGUGGUCUCUUCAACUGGACCAUGACCUACCAUUCCGCCUCCCAGAUCAUGGAACCCUACGGGGGACUGAUCCCGCGGAAGCUUCAGGUUUCAGGGGCCCCAAAAGACCUCUUGCGGGCUGGGGCCCCAAAGGCUCUUCCGCAGACUGGGGUUCCACAGGCUCUUCGGCAGGUUCAUGACCCUCAUCCCCCGACCCCUCCUCUGCGCCCUGCCCUGUUGGAUAUCCCUAGUCCAGCCUACAAGGCCUACCUGAGAGCUCUGGAUCGAGGCUCCUCUCUGGAGGAGGUGAUGGGUGCUUCGUGGAGCCCCUUCGUUGAGAGAGAUGAAGAUGGCGUGGGGGAGGCAUGGGAGGCGUUCCUGAGGCGGCCGCGGCUGGUGGCGUGGAUGGCCUCCCACUGCCACGUGCCAUCUAGGAGGGAGGAGUAUGUGGCCCACCUGCAGAAGUACGUGUCCGUGGACGUGUACGGCAGGUGUGGCUCGCUCAGGUGUGGGGAACGGCGGCAGCACCGGAACGACACCUGCUGGCGCAAAAUCCUCGCUCCGAAGUACCUCUUCUACCUGGCCUUCGAAAACUCAGCUUGCGACGACUACAUCACUGAAAAGCUAUGGAGGCCUCUCCUUCACGGGGUCGUGCCGGUCGUUCUGGGAGGCGCUGACUACUCCAAGUUCCUCCCCCCACAUUCCUACAUCAACGCCCAGGGUCUACACCCCAGGGAGCUGGGGAUGAUCCUCAGGGAGCUUGAGGCUUCCCCUGAAGAGUACUCGAAGUUCCACCUUUGGCGGGGAUUCUGGAGGGCCACGCUGAGGCCACCGCUCUGCGAAUUGUGUCUCAAGGCUCACCGGGACUUCGAAGUAGCGACGCAGGUAGACAUCCCAGCCUGGUGGAGAGAGAUAGGAAGGUGUAAGGACCCACUGGCUAGCCUCGACCUCUCAUGACCACCCCUGCGAGGACACCUGACCUGAGUCUUCAAGAUCUCUAGGGGUCUUCAAGGUCUCCAGUGUCUUCAAGAUCUCAGUGGUCUUCAAGAUCUCAGUGUUCUUCAACGUCUCAGUGAUCUUCAAGGAUUCCAGUGAUCUUCAGGGUCUCCAAUGGUCUUCAAGGUCUCAGUGGUCUUCAAGGAUUCCAGUGAUCUUCAGGGUCUCCAGCGGUCUUCAAGGAUUCAAGUGGUUUUCAGGGUUUCCAGUGGACUUCAAGGUCACAGUGAUCUUCAAGGAUUUCAGUGGUCUUCAAGGCCUCAGUGGUCUUCAAGGAUUCCUGUGGUCUUCAGAGUCUCCGGUGGUCUUCAGGGUCUUCAAGUGAUCUACAGUGUCUCUAAGUGGCCUUCAAGGUCUCUAAGCGGAUACAAGUGAUCUUCAUUAUCUUCAAAUGAUCUUCAAGAUCUCCAAGUGAUCUUUAGUGUCUCCAAGUGAUCUACAGUGUCUCCAAGUGGCCUUUAAAGUCUCCAAGUGAUCUUCAGUGUCUCCAAGUGGCCUUUAAGGUCUCCAAGUGAUCUUUAGUGUCUCCAAGUGAUAUUUAUUGUCUCCAAGUGGCCUUUAAGAUCUCCAAGUGAUCUACAAUGUCUCCAAGUGGUCUUCAAGGUUUCCAAGUGGACCUCAAAGUCUCCAAGUGACCUUCAAGGUCUCCAAGGGAUUUUUAAGGUAUCCAAGUGACCUUCAACGUCUCCAAGGUAUUUUCAAGGUCUCCAAAUGACCUUCAAGGUCUUCAAAUAACCUUCAAGAUCUCCAAGUGACCUUCAAGGUCAAUUAAACGUCUCGCUUAACAAAGGAUGCAGCUCCUGGCCUGACGCACCUCCGGUUUUGUGGAUGAAUAUCACUGGUUUUCAUUCCCUCGUAUAUACAUGUUUGAGUAAUUUUUUCACCCGCACAAUGUACACGAUUGUAAUUUUACGCAUCCGGAAUGCGUAUGUAUGAUUUUUUUC